GCGGGGGGCGUUCGACGUGACCCGCCUGGGCUCGGAGCCCGCCCGGCCCGGCCGCGCCGGGUUGCGGGUCUGCUCAGUGGGCGCGGAUGCGGGGCCGGGCGGCCGAGCCGAGCCGGAGCAUGCGGGGCGCAGCGUGGGCGGCCUGGGGGCGCGCGGGGCAGCUGUGGCCGCGGCCUCCAGCACCGGGCCCGGGCCCGCCUCCGCCGCUGCCGCUGCUGCUGCUGCUGGCCGUGCUGCUGGGCGGCGCGGACGCGCAGUACUCCAGCGACCUGUGCAGCUGGAAGGGGAGCGGGCUGACACACGAGGCGCACAGGAAGGAGGUGGAGCAGGUGUACCUGCGCUGCGCGGCGGGCGCCGUGGAGUGGCUGUACCCCACCGGGGCUCUCAUCGUCAACCUGCGCCCCAACACCUUCUCGCCCGCCCGGCACCUCACCGUGUGCAUCAAGCCCUUCAGGGACUCCUCGGGGGCCAAUAUUUAUUUGGAGAAAACUGGAGAACUGAGGCUGCUGGUGCGUGACGGGGCUGGCCAGCCCGGCCAGGUGCAGUGCUUCGGCCUGGAGCAGGGCGGCCUGUUUGUGGAGGCCACGCCCCAGCAGGACAUCGGCCGCAGGACCACGGGCUUCCAGUACGAGCUGACGAGGAGGCACCGGGCGCCGGACCUGCAUGCGCCGUCCGCGCCGUGCCGCCCCUGCAGUGACACCGAGGUCCUCCUCGCCGUCUGCACCAGCGACUUCGUCGUCCGAGGCUCCAUCCAGGACGUCACGCACGAGCCGGAGCUGCGGGAGACGGCCAUCCGCCUGCGCGUGAGCAGGCUGUACCGGCAGAAGGGCAGGCUCUUCCAGCCGUCGCCGGCGGGCGGUGGGCUCUGGACGGGCCACGUCAGGACGCUGCUGGAGUGCGGGGUGCGGCCGGGCCGCGGCGACUUCCUCUUCACGGGCCACGUGCGCUUCGGGGAGGCUUGGCUGGGCUGCGCCCCGCGCUUCCAGGACUUCCAGAGGAUGUACAGGGGCGCGGAGGAGGGGGGCCUGAACCCCUGUGAGGUCGGCGCGGAGUGACCGUCUCCUUGUGAGCCGUCGCCGCAGGGGCUGCGCGGGUCCCGGGGGGCCAGACGCCGGGGACAGGCUGGGCCCCGGGGUGCCAGACGUGGGGCGCCCGUGGGCUUUGGCCACGAGAGGUCCCGGGGGAUGACCUCAGAGUGGAAAUGCUGUAAAAUGAAAACUAAGUUAUUUUUUGCUUUUGUAAAAAACGAAUGUCCAUAGGAAAAAGGUUUCUGUGUCUCACAGUGUCUCGGCGUGCCGUUCCGUGCCGUUCCUCAGGGAGUCUCAGGCCGCCGUGUGUGGCCUGGCGUGUGGGACGGCUGGCCGUGGCGCUCAGCACACGCCACCCGGCCUCGUGGGAAGCCCGGCAGCCCGUGGAGUUGCCACGACAGACACUUAGGGAGCCAGACCGUGGUGCUUACGGGUCUGUCCGUUUUGUGUGAAGAACCAGCUCGGGGCUGCCGGUUGCUUCCGUUCCAGGCAGUAAAGGCCGAGCCCCGCCCAGCGGCGGCGAGUCUGUCCCCCGGCCUGUCAGGAGCUCCCCGGACACACUCCAAGGCGGGCCCAGCCUGGCGGCCGCCUCACCACUGCUAACCCCAUCCCCACAGCACCUGCCCUCCCGUUCUGUUAACUUCAG
This is a messenger RNA of Microcebus murinus (gray mouse lemur), 1674 nucleotides long. RefSeq names its product meteorin like, glial cell differentiation regulator (gene METRNL). Gene Ontology annotation, molecular function: hormone activity. NCBI's taxonomy places the organism in Eukaryota, Metazoa, Chordata, Mammalia, Primates, Cheirogaleidae. Gene Ontology annotation, biological process: energy homeostasis; positive regulation of brown fat cell differentiation. The record is from RefSeq and is a predicted model, not a curated record.